Striga hermonthica is the source of this 1212-nucleotide messenger RNA. The record is from the annotation of a GenBank genome assembly. NCBI's taxonomy places the organism in Eukaryota, Viridiplantae, Streptophyta, Magnoliopsida, Lamiales, Orobanchaceae.
AUGGAUGAUGUUGCCAAUGGCAAGAGCCUCGAAUCUCUGCAAAUAUCAUCCAUCGACUAUGAUGUGGAUGUAGGCGAUCCCCAAAACGACGGCGUUCGAGAUGACGUAAGCGACGAGGAAGACGAAGAAGAUCGAUUACCGGUAACUUUGGGGCUUCCGGAGAAGCCAAAGAACUCAUGGGCAUUGCUCCGGCAGUAUUUCCCGAGCAAAGCUGGUGGCUUUCCGGCAUGGUUGGAUCCUAUACAUUUGCCUUCAGGGAAGUCCAGCCUUUGUGAUUUCUGUGGUGACCCUUUGCAGUUUCUGCUCCAGGUUUAUGCACCUUUGUCCGAGGAGGACUCGACAUUUCACCGGACAUUGUUCGUUUUCAUGUGUACAUCAAUGACCUGUCUUCUACGUGAUCAGCAUGAACAAUGGAGGCGCCAUCCAGAGAUUCCCUCCAGAAGUGUGAAGGUUUUUCGGUGCCAAUUGCCGCUAGUGAAUUCGUUUUACUCGAGUAAGCCACCUGCGGAAGAUGGUGGUGAGCAACCCUUGUCAGCCGGAGCAUUGCUCUGUAACUGGUGUGGUACAUGGAAAGGGGACAAGAUUUGUGGUAGCUGUAAGAGAGCACGUUAUUGUUCUGCGCAACACCAGGCUGCUCAUUGGAGGUCCACUAGCUCUAGCCACAGAAUCCUUUGUCGACAAUUGGAGACAUCUGGAGAAGAAUCCGUAUCAGCUGCCAGCAAUUCCCUCUGGCCAGAAUACGAGAUCACAAAUGUGGAGGAGUGUGAGUUAGAAGACGAGACGCCUAAUGAUGAUGGAUCCGUUGGUCCAUUGAUUUCUAGAAGCCGGGCUGAUGAUUCUCUUGGGCAGUUGCAAACUUAUUUUAAUGGACAUGGUGACAACCAAAGUUGGGCCUCCUUCCAGGAGAGCAUAUCUUUGGCCCCUGACCAAGUUGUGAGGUACUCCAGAUCUGCUCAGGCGAAGCCAUUAUGGCCCGUUUCAAGUGGUCGACCAUCAAAAUUUGAUAUUCCCAAGUGUAACUAUUGUGGUGGCAAUCGUGUUUUUGAAUUUCAGGUCUUGCCCCAGCUAUUGUAUUUUUUCCAUGUGCAAGAUGAAGAAAAUUCUCUCGAUUGGGCCACGAUUGCUGUCUACACAUGCGAGGCCUCGUGUGAAGGCCCUGUGAGUUACAAGGAGGAAUUUGCUUGGGUUCAACUUGCUUCUCAGUCUACAUAA